UUUUCACGUUGUUGUUGUGGAAGAUUGAACAAAAUAAAGCGAUAAUUCUUUUAAAUAUUUAUUAAGAUCAGCACAAAUUGUAAACAUGACAGCUGAAAGUCCACUUAGUCCAUAUGAAGAUGGAGAAAUUGACCCUCAAGUGUGGCAGUUACCUGUAGCCUUAAAUGAAGCUCGUCAUUGUGAAAGCAUCACUGGAUGCAACUCCCUUGCUCAACAUGCACAGUCAUGGAGAAUGAAAGAAAGAAUGAAAACAGUCAGUGUUGCCUUGGUUUUAUGUUUAAAUGUUGGAGUAGAUCCUCCCGAUAUUGUUAAGACUUCACCAUGUGCCAGAUUAGAAUGUUGGAUAGAUCCACUUUCUAUGAAUGGUCAAAAGGCCUUAGAAACGAUAGGAGCUCAACUACAGAAACAAUAUGAACGCUGGCAACCCAGAGCAAGAUAUAAACAAAGCUUAGAUCCUACUGUUGAAGAGGUUAAAAAACUAUGCACAUCUCUCAGAAGAAAUGCAAAGGAAGAAAGGGUUUUGUUUCACUAUAAUGGACAUGGUGUUCCCAGGCCAACAAUAAAUGGAGAAAUAUGGGUUUUUAAUAAAAAUUAUACACAAUAUAUACCAUUAUCAAUAUAUGACUUACAGACAUGGAUGGGUAGUCCAUCUAUAUAUGUUUAUGAUUGUUCUAAUGCCAUGAUGAUUGUAGAUUCAUUUAAACAGUUUGCAACACAGCGUGAACAGGAACAAGAGAGUACAACUGUGAAUGGUGGACAUUGGAGUGGAUCGGGUAGUAAUACAACUAAACAUUGUAUACAGUUAGCAGCCUGUGGGGCGAAUGAACUUUUACCUAUGAACCCUGACCUUCCAGCGGACCUCUUCUCUUCCUGUUUAACUACACCAAUCAAAAUAGCACUCAAAUGGUAUGUUUUACAAAAUACAAGUAAACUUGUACCAGGUUUAACUCUAGAAAUGGUUGACAAAAUUCCUGGUCAGUUGAAUGACAGAAGGACGAUGUUAGGUGAAUUAAAUUGGAUAUUUACAGCAAUAACCGAUACAAUAGCAUGGAACACAUUACCCAGAGAAUUAUUUCAGAAAUUAUUUCGACAGGAUCUGUUGGUUGCUAGUUUAUUUCGUAAUUUUCUGCUGGCAGAAAGAAUUAUGAGAUCGUAUAAUUGUACACCAGCUUCAAGCCCUAAACUACCUCCAACAUACCAACAUCCCAUGUGGCAAGCGUGGGAUCUAGCAUUAGAUUUAUGUUUACGGCAACUGCCUCAGAAAGGAGAUGAUGAUGGAGCGGUCGUAGCUCACAGUCCGUUCUUCGCGGAACAAUUAACAGCUUUUCAAGUCUGGUUAUCCUAUGGUUAUGAAGAGAGACGACCACCAGAACAGCUACCUAUAGUUUUACAGGUUCUACUUAGUCAAGUUCAUCGACUCAGAGCUUUGGAUUUAUUGGGGAAAUUUUUAGAUUUGGGUCCGUGGGCUGUUAGCUUGGCUCUUUCUGUCGGAAUAUUUCCAUAUGUAUUAAAACUACUUCAAAGUUCAGCUCGUGAACUCCGACCUCUACUUGUUUUUAUUUGGGCAAAAAUAUUAGCUGUUGACAGUUCUUGUCAAGCUGAUCUUGUUAAAGAUAAUGGUCACAAAUAUUUUCUCUCUGUGUUGAGUGAUAGUUAUAUGCCAGCUGAUCAUCGUACUAUGGCAGCUUUUGUUUUAUCUAUGAUUGUAAAUGACUACAGGCAAGGACAAGAGGCAGCUUUACAAGGAAGUGUAAUAUCAAUAUGUUUAGAACAGAUUACUGAUUCUAAUCCAAGAUUUAGACAGUGGUUAGCUCUAUGUUUAGGCAAGGUAUGGAUCAAUUUUGAUAAUGCUAGAUGGUGUGGUGUACGAGAUAGUGCUCAUGAAAAACUGUAUAAUCUACUGAGUGAUCCCUGUCCGGAGGUUCGUGCUGCAGCUGUUUAUGCUUUAGGUGCAUUUAUUAGUUCUUCAUCAGAAAGAACAGAUCAUGCCAAUAAUAUAGAUUUAGGUGUUGGGAUGAAAUUAACACAAGUUGGUUCCGAUGGUAGUCCUUUAGUUAGAAAGGAAUUGGCCGUAGCAUUUGGAGCUUUAGUUGUUCAGUUUGAAACUCAUUUUGCUGCGGUAGCUUGUCAGGUAUUGGAUGACGAUAAGAAGGAGUUAAAACAUGGUCCGAUGGUGACGUCAGAAACCGCUGGUGGGUGGAAUCUCGUUAAUCAGACUGAUCCAUUUCUGUCACCUUUCCCAUCAAACAUUAAACGCAGCGCAUCAAGAAAUAGUCUUAAAGAGAGGGGCCCAAAUUCUAAUCUAAGCACCAUAUUCACGCAAAGCAGCACAACAAAUCUCGAAGGUUUAGACGGAUCUCUCGAACGAUCACGAAGAUUUUCAUCGAGUACUUCACUUGCAGGAUCAGCAAUAAGCUUUAAUAAUGUUUAUCUCAGUGUGUGGCGGACUUUACUUCAACUAGCCAUGGAUGCUCACCCAGAAGUAGCAGAAAUGGCCAAGGCCAUCGUCAACUCAGUCAAACAUCGGGCAUCGACUAAUGCCAAACCUAAACCAAUGCAAUCUAUUCAAAAUACCAAUUCAGCACCAUCAAGUCCUUCUAAUAAACCUCCAGUACAAAUGAUAAUAGGUACACCACCACAGAAUAACGGAUCUACGAUGGAAGAAAGUAAAAAUCGUGAUCUCCACUCACCAUCUAGACAACCUGGAUCCCAUCCACAUUCUGUACAGUUUCCUAGAUCACGGAAAAUGUUUGAUAAAGGUCCUAGUCAUAAAGAUGACAAAGAUGAUGAACCCCCACCUACUAAAAUAGCUGGGGAUGUCUGUACCGAGUUCUUUCAAUGGAGUUGUUCUUAUUUUGCUAAACCUGUGAUGAGAUUAUCUGAAGAGAAGGAUCCUGAGAGUGGGUUACAUCAAGAACGAGAUUUCAGAUUAUUCCGUAACUCUCGGGUUCGACAAGAAGCCAGAGAGGAGCAGACACGAGCAGGUUUUAAUAGAUUAGAUGAUCAGGUAUUUGUCAAUCGUAAUAUUGGUAUACCAUCUGUCAUCAAGUUUCAUCCCUAUCAAUCAUAUUUAGCUGUUGGUGAUAAAGAAGGGGUUAGUAUAUGGGAUUGGGAACAAGGAACUAAAUUAAGCUAUUUAAAUAAUGAAAACCCAAAACAUAGCCGUAUAACUGCCAUGGAUUUUGUCAAUGCUCAUGACAAAUCUUUAUUAUUAUGUGGUUCAGAUGAUGGAGCUGUUAGAAUCUGGAGAAAGUAUAUGGAAGAUGAAGGCAAAGGAAAAGAAUUAGUGACAACAUUUCAAGCUUUAUCUGACAUGCUACCAUUAACUAGAGGUUCUGGUUUAGUGACAGAAUGGGAACAAGAAACAGGAAUGUUAAUAUCAUCUGGUGAUGUGAGAAUUAUUAGAAUCUGGGAUACACAAAAAGAACUCAAAUUACAGGAUAUACCGACGGGAGCUGAUAGUUGUGUAACUAGUUUAUCAUGUGAUAGUAGUGGUAGAUCAUUAAUUAUUGCUGGUUGUGGUGACGGAACAGUUCGAUUAUUUGAUAGAAGACUUGCUCCUUCAGAAUGUCGUGUGAUGACUUUACAAGAACAUGGCAGUAUGGUGGUUAAAGUUCAUCUACAAAAAGGCACAGAAGGAAAAAUUGUUAGUGCUAGUACUGGUGGGGAUAUAAGAUUCUGGGACCCUAGGUUUACCGAGUCUGUUAGUAAUUUCCCUACACAGACGAGUCUCACAUCAAUGGAGGUUCAUCCACGAGCUGAUGUUAUAGCAUGUGGAGCGUUAAAUCAGUCUAUUGUGGUAUAUAAUCAAUCUGGUGACAAUCUAUCCACGAUAAAAUACCACGAAGGUUUUCUAGGACAGAGAAUAGGCACCAUCAGUUGUCUAGCUUUUCAUCCUUAUUUUGUUAAAUUAGCCGCAGGAAGUACAGAUUCGUUUGUAUCAGUGUAUUCGACACCUGCUAGUACUAGAAGAAGCUGACCCUAACUCUAUACUAUAACCAGAUUUUAUAAACUUUGUGAUAUCUUAUUAUUAUGUUGCCAUAUCUCAACAGACUGUUGUUAUUGUUGUUUUCUUUUUAUAAGUAUAAAUAGAUAUGUGGACGACAUGUUCUUUAGUCAGGAAAUAUUUAAUGAUAAAUUUUUCAACAAUUCCGGGAAAAUUAAGUUCCACCUCAACUCUUAAUUUAGCAAGAAGUUGCAUGUUAAUGACCGUUGCAAGAAGUUGACCGGUGCCAGAAGUUGUAUUUUGACUGUUGCAAGAAGUUGACCGUUGCAUGUUGAAUGUUUUUGCUGUUUGUAAUUUGGAAUGAUUUGAAAGCCAUUUGCAAUGAAUAAAAACGUUUGAUAUAUGCAUCUAAUGUAGUCAAGUCACUGAUGUACUCAUUGUACUGGAUAAUCUAGAUUGAUCCUAUUGAAUACAGAUCACGAUAUGAAUAUACUGUUCUGGAUAAUCUAGAUUAAUCCUAUUGAAUACAGAACACAAUAUGAAUAUACUGUUCUGGAUAAUCUAGAUUAAUCCUAUUGAAUACAGAUCACAAUAUGAAUAUACUGUUCUGGAUAAUCUAGAUUAAUCCUAUUGAAUACAGAUCACAAUAUGAAUAUACUGUUCUGGAUAAUCUAGAUUGAUCCUAUUGAAUACAGAUCACAAUAUGAAUAUACUGUUCUGGAUAAUCAAGAUUAAUCCUAUUGAAUACAGAACACGAUAUUGAAAAAGAUAACCUGUGGUAUAUUUAUUGUUCUAUUUGUGCUGCUAUUUACCAUGGAUGAUUACAUUCUGAUACUAGUUUGUAAGAAUACGUAUCCACCUUAUAAAUACAGGUAGAAAAUACAUGUACCAACUCUAGUGCUGGGUAUUACCACUGCAGUUACGAUACAAUACGUAUUGCGAUUCAGGUGUUACGAUUCGAUUCGUAUCAUGAUUCAUAACCAGGUCAAUAUUGACUCGUUAGUGAAGUUAGGAAGAAAAGGUAAAACUACAAUAAAUAACAUCUAGGUUAAAAAAGGUAGAUUUUGGUAUAUUUAUCCUUAUAAAACCAAUUGAUAUUUGCUAUAUGUAAUACAUGAAUAGUACACGCUGUUUUAUACAAGUCAAUCUUAAUGAUAUAAUAUUUACUGUGUAAAUUUAUCGUAAUUCUUAAAGUUUGAUCUACGAAUGAAAGUUAUCCUGAAUAUUUGCGGUAUGUCGAUAGUUUAAGAUGUACGUCACUUUAACGCUGUCUGAGAUAUCGUUAUUGUUUAAAAUGGACGUCACUUUAACGCUAUCUGAGGUAUCAGGGUUGUUUAAAAUGGACGUCACUUUAACGCUAUCUGAGGUAUCAGGGUUGUUUAAAAUGGACGUCACUUUAACGCUAUCUGAGGUAUCAGGGUUGUUUAAAAUGGACGUCACUUUAACGCUAUCUGAGAUAUCAUGAUUGUUUAAGAUGUACAUUAGGAAGUGUUUCAUUUUGUAGACUUGUUUUAUUAGUGAUAUUUUACAACACAUGCUCACUUUAGUUGGUCUUCCAGUUCAUUGACUUAUUUCACUCUGGCCAUAUUGAUAUUGUUGUAUUACUGUCUUCAAAAAUCUGAGGCCUUUUUCAUGGAAACCUAAACGGAAAUAUUUAAGGACGCAGCCUUUUAAUUGGCUAACAAUUAAAAAUCUCACUAUAAAUUUUAGCUCCUGGCCAAUGAAAAAGCUGCAUCCUUAAAGUAUUUUAGUGUAAGAUUUCUUGACUAAGGUCCGAGAUGAUAGUUACUUUUUGUUUAUGUUGUAGUUGGGGGUUAGAUGGCCUAGUGGUUUAACACGUGGCCUGAAAUAAUAAGGUCUGUCCUGUGUGGUUUCGAUUGCCUACUUGAACGUGACAAGGAAUAAGGUCGCUUGUCCAACCUCUUGGGUUUUCUGCCACUGCAAAAGACCGCUACGCGCAAGUGAAUUAUUGAAAUAAAAUUGAACCAUAUGUUAGUCCUGAAAUGACCUAGUUUGUGUCGAGUGGACGUUAAACCCCAUCUCUCUCUCUCUUAGAUCCAAAUUAUUAGGCUUAAUAUAUUAUUGAAUUAAAGCACAUUUUUUGAGAUCCAAACUUAUUUUAAGGGUAAUUAAUGUAAUUCAAAAUAGUAAAGUAUGAAUAUCAAGUACCUAUUCUUGGUGGAUUAGGUGAACUAUUUUUUUACCUCUAUCUCUCUCUCUUUCUCUCUCUCUCUCUCUAUCUCUCUCUCUCCAGAUAUCAUCACCAAUCUGAUAUUUAGACAAUGAUAUAUAUUCUACUGAAUAUUCUAGAGGUUUUAGCCAGUCAGGGAACGCCAAUGUAAUGAAUUCAAAAAGACGACAAAAUUACUUCUGGGAGCUUCAGUAGGAGGCGUGGUCAUUUAUGAGAUCACAGGUCAACGGGUUAAGGACGAAUAAUCUGUUUCUAUUUAAGUAUCUUUUCUUCAUAUUGAUUUAUUUCAAAUUAAUGUUUUAAAAUCAAAUAUGUCAAAAUAGAAAUUUUAAUAAAUUACUCAUGUCAAGAAUAGAUGGAUGCUUGAAAACUCAAACUUAAUGCACUAGAGAGGGUCGAUGGUAUUUUGUUUUUUUGACCCUAUUAUCCCCCCCACACACCCCACACCCACACCCACCCCAUUGUACAGUUUAAAAUAUGUAAUUCAUUUUGUCUUAUUUUUAGAAAUUAUUGGUGCAUUUUGUAUAUUUUGAAGUAUAUUAUUUAAUAGAUUGUAAUUCUACUUUAACUUUGUGUGGUUAGCUAAAUGUGAGUUGAAUGUAUACCUAGAUUACUAUCCUACAACUAACUCUCUGGUGGUAUGUUUACUUGUGUGGUUAGCUAAAUGUGCGUUGAAUAUGUACCUAGAUUACUAUCGCUACAACUCUCUGGUGGUAUCGUUUAGUUGUGUGGUUAGCAGGAGUUUCUGUAUUUAAUAUUUACUUUCAAACCAUUGUUGGAAAAAUUUUCAAAUUUGUUGAGAAUCAUAGAAAACCAUUACCUGAAUUGUAGUGUAUGAAUAUAGGUAAUAUAGGAAGGUAUUUAUUUAUAUUGAUACGGCACCAGACUAUUAAAAAACUUAAAAUAAAGAUACCCUCCUACUUGUGCAUUUCAAUGAAAUCUAAAAUUCCCACAACACACGAGAUUAUUAAACAAGUUAAAAUACAGAUUAAAUCGCCUCUAGAGUCCAAUAUUUCAUCUAGUAUAAAUAAUCUAAGAUUACCACAUUGCCUGUACAGUUAUUUACAGUCUGCUCCUCCUACGCAUACUAUUAUAGUAUUUUGUAGGCUAGGGAAACCACGGUCUAGAGGGGCCAGAUUAAUGGGUGGUGGGGGCUGACAGAGCUCCAGCCAGGUGCCCCCAAAUUAGUUCUAAAUAAAUUUUGUAGCAUAAAUGUCAUUUAUUAUUGGUGUUUUUGUGAGUCGAUUAGAUAAGGUUUUGAUUUGCUAGUACGAUUUGGUAUGAUUUCGAUUUGAUUAGCUAUGGUCCACAAAUGUGAAAUUUGAUAAUUACGAUUUGGUAAGAUGGCUGCCAUCACGGACACCGAUCAGAAAAAAAAAAUGGCUCUGCUAAUUAUUGAUGACUUGUUAAAGACAAAUGAAGGUUAUCUACGCAAAAAAGGAAAAAUGGUUGCCGUUAGAAACAAUCUCCUAUGUCCAACAAGUUCAAGUAUUUUUUUGAAAACUGAAGUGACAAAACAUGUAAAAAGUGUCCUGAGAAAACCUAGGAUCGAGGAAUAUAUUGAAAAAACUGUAAAUGAAUAAAAUUGCUUAGAGGUGAUCUAACAUUCUUGUGGACUAUAAAGUUAACAUUAAACACUUCAAAUGCGUUUUAAAAAAACCCAUUUUUUAUGGAGAAAAACAACAAUAAGCAUUAAAAAUUACAACGUCGAACAUUCCGCCAUUUUGAAGAAGUCAAAUCUAAUCGCCUAAACACCUCCUGGGACGAUUAGUUCGAUUUGCCUAAUCAGUUGAGUUAAAUCAUCUCACAAAUGUAACGAUUAGCAUAAUCAACUUGGUUCACAAAUAUGUAUAAUAGCUAAUCGGUCUAAUCUAAUCGGUUCACAAAAACGUCUUUAGUUGUAUAUGUUUGUACCAAAUAUAUCUAUCUACCUACCAUACUGACAAAAAAACUAUGUUCCCGCUGUAAGAGCACCAGUGCCAUUUUCAGCCAGAGGCCCCUGGGGAAUUUUUAGCCAGGGACCCGGAUCACAUUUUUCAGCUAGUUGCCCCAUGCAAGCUUAAUCCUGCCCUGCAGACUAGUGAACCCCUUUCAAUUUUCAAUUUUUCAAAGUUAGUUCAAUAAAUCACAACAUAGAUUGUAAUUUGUGAGUAGAUAAUUAGAUUUAUGCAAAUGUUGAAUAUAAUUUCUCAAAAUUUAAAUUGUAAUUAUAAUUUCACAAAAUUGUAAUUAUAGUUUCACAAAUUAAAAUUGUAAUUAUAGUUUCACAAAUUAAAAUUGUAAUUAUAGUUUCACAAAUUAAAAUUGUAAUUAUAGUU
Messenger RNA from Patella vulgata (common limpet), 8455 nucleotides. Its product is annotated as regulatory-associated protein of mTOR. Gene Ontology annotation, molecular function: protein binding; protein-macromolecule adaptor activity. NCBI's taxonomy places the organism in Eukaryota, Metazoa, Mollusca, Gastropoda, Patellidae. Gene Ontology annotation, biological process: positive regulation of protein serine/threonine kinase activity; TORC1 signaling; cellular response to amino acid stimulus. The transcript has 32 exons. Bases 86 to 3979 code for a protein of 1297 amino acids. The record is from RefSeq and is a predicted model, not a curated record. Gene Ontology annotation, cellular component: cytoplasm; TORC1 complex.